AUGAUGAAGAGUUCAGAUUUCAUCAAUCUAGCCCUCUGGAGCAUCAUCAACAUCAUGCUCUUCUUCCCCAGGGUCAGUCCACAAAUUUUUUAUCCACCUGAUUUACCCAUCACAAGCCCCCAACUCGUGAAGGCUUACAUAGCUCUCCAAGCUUGGAAAAAUGCGAUAACCUCCGACCCCCACCAAUUUACAGCCAACUGGUGUGGGCCGCAUGUAUGCAACUACACCGGUGUAUACUGUGCCCCAGCCCCAUAUGACCCUUUUAUCUUAACGGUUGCCGGCAUAGACCUAAACCACGCCAACAUAGCCGGUUUUUUGCCUGAAGAACUUGGCCUCCUCAAGGACCUUGCUCUCUUUCACAUAAACACCAAUCGCUUCUUCGGUGUCAUCCCUGAUAGCUUUAUCCAUCUCAAAUUUCUUUUUGAGCUUGACAUUAGUAACAACCACUUUAGUGGUCCGUUUCCCGGUGUUGUUUUCUUUUUGCAUUCGCUCAAAUAUCUUGAUGUGAGGUUCAAUGAGUUCGAUGGAAAGAUCCCACCAGAGCUUUUUGAGCUAAAACUAGAUGCUCUUUUCAUAAAUAAUAACAGAUUUCAGUCAACCCUCCCUUCUAACCUAGGAAACUCUCCAGUCUCGGUGUUUGUAGUAGCCAACAAUGAUAUCAGAGGCUGCAUUCCUCCAAGUUUGGCAAACAUGGCAGAAACCCUUGAUGAGAUUAUUCUCUCUAAUAUAGCGUUAACAGGUUGCUUACGACAAGAUAUUGGGCUGCUAAGAGGUUUGACAGUUCUUGAUGUCAGCUUCAACUAUCUAGCUGGGCCUUUGCCAGAGUCAAUAGGAGCAAUGAAGAGCUUGGAGCAGCUGAACGUGGCACAUAACAAGUUUUCCGGGCAAGUUCCUAGCAGUAUAUGUUCCUUGCCUAAGUUGGAGAAUUUCACAUACUCGUCUAAUUACUUUUCUGGUGAGCCGCUGGUGUGCCUCAGAUUGCCGGGAAAUGAUGACAGGAGGAAUUGUAUUCCAAAUAGGCCUUUCCAGCGCACACCUGAUGAAUGUAGUAACUUUUAUGCACAUCCGAUUAGUUGUGCCUCCAUUCAGUGCCCCAUUUUCUAG
Dovyalis caffra is the source of this 1104-nucleotide messenger RNA. NCBI's taxonomy places the organism in Eukaryota, Viridiplantae, Streptophyta, Magnoliopsida, Malpighiales, Salicaceae. The record is from the annotation of a GenBank genome assembly.